Molecule: messenger RNA, 1110 nt
Organism: Eurypyga helias (sunbittern)
Lineage: Eukaryota; Metazoa; Chordata; Aves; Eurypygiformes; Eurypygidae
Gene: ENPP6
Product: ectonucleotide pyrophosphatase/phosphodiesterase 6
Exons: 7
Source: RefSeq, a predicted model, not a curated record
UCCAUCUCUGAAGGUCGGCAUUGUGAGGUCCAUCAGAUGAUUGGAAACUACAUGUGGGACCAAAAGACAAAUCUAUCUUUUGAUAUUGGUGUGAAUAAAGAAAGCCUGCUGCCUCUAUGGUGGGAUGGAUCCGAGCCUUUGUGGGUCACUAUGAUGAAACAGAAGAAGAACGUUUUCAUGUACUACUGGCCAGGUUGUGAGGUCGAAAUCCUUGGAGUCAGGCCAAGUUAUUGCCGCGAGUACUUCAGUGUCCCAACAGACAAAAACUUUGCGGAUGCCAUCAGGGAUGCUCUCGAGGCUUUGCGCAACGGCAGCGCCGACAUGGGCGCCGUGUACUACGAGCGCGUCGACGUGGAAGGCCACCACUACGGCCCUUCGUCCCAGCAGCGCAAGAGCGCCGUGAGGGAGGUGGACAAAGCCUUGAGCAACAUGAUCGCGCAGAUCAAGAGCAUGGGCCUUCAGCACGAUGUCAACGUCCUCCUCUUCUCCGAUCACGGGAUGACAGACAUCUCUUGGGCGGACAAAGUGAUUGAGCUGAAAAACUAUAUCAAUAUGAGUGACACCAUACAGAUGAAGGACCGGGGUCCCGUUGUGAGCCUCUGGCCAGCUCCAGGGAAGCAUGCAGAGAUACAUCAGAAAUUGAAAGCGGUGGAACACAUGCAGGUUUACAACGUACAGGAUAUUCCAGACAGGUUUUUCUACAAAAAAGGAAAAUUUGUGUCCCCUCUAACUCUCGUGGCCGAUCAAGGAUGGUUCAUAGUAGAGAGCAGGGACAAGCUGCCCUUCUGGGAGAACGGGACAGGGAAGAAGGAGGCCUGGCAGAACGGCUGGCACGGCUACGACAACGAGCUCAUGGACAUGAGAGCCUUCUUCCUCGCGUAUGGGCCAGAUUUCCGAUCCAACUUCCGAGCGCCUCCCAUACGAUCCGUGGAUGUUUACAACAUCAUGUGCAGCCUGGCCGGAAUACAGCCGCUGCCCAACAAUGGCUCCUGGUCCAGGGUGGAAUGCAUGCUCCGAAACACGGCCCCCUUGGCAGCACUCCCCCCGCGCAGCAGCUGUGCCCUCGUGCUCGCUCUGCUCUCCCUCUUCUCCCAGAUCUCCCUACUGUGA